AUGUCGAAGUUACUGCAACACGUCUUCAAUAUCGCUGGAACAACCGCUGGUCAUAUCACACUCAACCCUCUAGUCACGGCUGCUCUGCUCUGGGUGUUGACGAAAGGACCUACACAACUUCGCAGCCAACUUACAACUCGGAUCCGCGCACUUCGGGACCCGUUUCGCUAUGCACAGCUCGUGAAGGCUCUGAAAUGGUGCCUGAUAGCUGGAACAGCAAGAGUCGUCAACAAGCAGCUCAAUCAUGUUGCCCUGAACGCAGGCAGAUUGCGAAGUGAAAAGGCGAGAUGGAAUUGGAGCCGCGAGGUCGCAGUCAUCACAGGAGGCUGCAGUGGUAUCGGAGAGCUGGUAGUGAAGAGGUUGAUCAACAAGGGAAUCAGAGUGGCAGUGCUAGACAUUCAGCAAUUGCCUCCAAGUUUGCAAGGAUACGCUGGCCUCAAGUUCUUCAAAUGUGACAUAACCGACUCCUCUGAAGUCUACUCAGUCGCCGAGAAAGUUAAAGAAACGAUGGGGGCACCUACAAUCCUCAUCAAUAAUGCAGGGCUUCUGGCAUCCCACACCAUCCUUACUACGUCCGACGCGUACCUCCGAAAGAUCUUCGAUGUAAACGUCCUCAGUAACUGGUACACCACCAAAGCUUUCCUGCCAGACAUGCUCCGACACAACAAGGGCCAUAUCGUGACGAUCGCAAGCACGGCAAGCUUCAUUGGUGUCGCUGGCCUGGCAGAUUAUACAGCGACGAAGGCGGCUAUUCUAAGCUUCCACGAAGCGCUCACCCAGGAACUCAAGCACCACUACAACAGCCCGAACGUGCUCACUACUUCCAUACACCCUAAUUGGGUCCGUACACCUUUGAUAGAACCUGUGGAGCAGGAACUCAAGAGGCGAGGUUCUCCCAUUCUUGAGCCGACUGCUGUUGCCGAUGCAAUUGUAGGACAAAUCAUGAGCUGCAGCGGUGGCCAGAUCAUCUUACCAAGCGCUGCGGGCAAGGUCAGCAUGUUGAGGGGAUUGCCGAAUUGGGUACAGGAGAGUCUCAGAAGCGGCGUGAGCAAGACUAUCUACAGUACCCCGCUGAAGAAAACGACGGAAAACAUGGCAGAACUACAAGAAGAUGUUCAGAUGGAUACCCAAGACAUUGAGCUGGAGACACCGCCUUCAGAUGUCUUCAUGGCACCCUCAAUAUCCAAAUCAGGCAUUCUUGGCGGGAAGUCAUAUUCGCACUUCUCGCCCAUACCCAAACAGAUUGCAGACGACAUGUCUGGAGAAGUCGUGCUAGGUGUCGAUGAGGCUGGACGAGGUCCUGUCUUAGGCCCGAUGGUGUACGCCCUCUUUUACUUACCGAUUGAACUCCACCAUUCCCUUCUCGCCGAAACGCACCACUUUGACGAUUCAAAAGUCCUUACUCCCGAAGUCCGCUCGAAUCUGAUGCGCAAAUUGUGCACCCAAGGCUCAGAUCUCUACGAAGCUGGCGGAUGGGCAACACGUGUAAUGUCUGCGCAAGAUAUCUCAGCGCACAUGCUGUCCCCAAAUGUGUACAAUCUCAAUGCGCAAGCCAUGGAUGCGACAAUCGACCUGAUCAAGGGGGUGCUGGCACAAGGCGUCAAUGUCAAGGAGAUCUACAUCGACACAAUUGGCAGACCAGAAAUCUAUCAGAAGAAGCUAGAGAGGAUUUGGCCUACGAUACGGAUCACAGUCGCGAAGAAGGCCGACAGCCUAUACCCCGUGGUCAGUGCAGCAUCGGUAUGCGCCAAAGUCACCCGAGACGCAGCCCUAGAUGUCUGUUACGAACCCUAUCAGAAGCGCAACACAGCGGCGAACGAAGAUGCCGAAGUCAAGGUGGCUUGGGGCUCUGGGUACCCAUCGGACGCGCGGACAACCACCUGGCUGAAGCAGAAUAUGGAUCCUUUCUUUGGUUGGGGUAGCGAGACGCGCUUUUCGUGGGGAACCGCGAAAGAGCUGCUGGAAGGGAAGAAAGCAGAUGUCGCUAUCGACUGGCCUGCCGAAGAUGACGGCAACGACAUGCGCAUGACGGACUUCUUCAGCGGCAAGAAUGAAGGCGGCGGAGACGAAUUGGUCGACUGGUUCGGGAAGCGUGUUACGCAGGAGAUGGACGUAUUUUGA
Molecule: messenger RNA, 2121 nt
Organism: Alternaria novae-zelandiae
Lineage: Eukaryota; Fungi; Ascomycota; Dothideomycetes; Pleosporales; Pleosporaceae
Exons: 5
Coding region: 1-2121 (706 amino acids)
Biological process (GO): mismatch repair; DNA replication, removal of RNA primer
Cellular component (GO): ribonuclease H2 complex
Molecular function (GO): RNA-DNA hybrid ribonuclease activity; RNA binding
Source: RefSeq, a predicted model, not a curated record